This is a messenger RNA of Eutrema salsugineum, 782 nucleotides long. RefSeq names its product dirigent protein 18. The transcript has a single exon. Bases 48 to 782 code for a protein of 244 amino acids. NCBI's taxonomy places the organism in Eukaryota, Viridiplantae, Streptophyta, Magnoliopsida, Brassicales, Brassicaceae. The record is from RefSeq and is a predicted model, not a curated record.
UUCCUGCAAAACAAAACAAAGAGCCAAAAAGAAAAACAUCCUACAAAAUGAUUAAACAUUCAUCAUUCUCACUUUCAACAUCAAUCUGUCUCGUACUUGCUCUUUUUACUGUAACAACCGCACUCGAUCCUGCGCCCGAAGACCCAAUUUUUGAACUGUACAUGCACGAUAUACUUGGCGGAAGCAGUCCCACGGCAAGACCCAUAACCGGUUUGCUCGGAAACAUCUACAACGGCCAAGUACCGUUUGCUAAGCAGAUCGGUUUCGUUCCGCCUCAAAACGGUGUAGCCAUACCAAACGCCAACGGCGCAAUACCAACGGUUAAUGGUAUCAACGGUAUUCCUCUAGGUACCGGUUUGUCCGGUACAGCGUUUUCUGGUCAGAAUCUAAAUGGGAUUCAAACACAGUUGGGUCCUGAUGGUCUGAGUCUUGGCUUCGGGACGAUCACGGUGAUUGAUGACAUAAUCACAUCCGGUCCUGACUUGGGUUCUCAGCCACUUGGUAAGGCUCAGGGGGUUUAUGUUGCAAGUUCAGCAGAUGGCAGCACACAGAUGAUGGCUUUCACAGCUAUGCUUGAAGGUGGAGAGUACAAUGAUAAUCUCAAUUUCUAUGGAAUUUAUAGGAUCGGAAGUGCCAUGUCGCAUCUGUCAGUCACUGGAGGAACCGGAAGGUUUAAGAACGCUUGCGGAUUCGCAGAGGUUAGGCCGUUGAUUCCUGCCGGGCAACACUUUGUUGAUGGAGCAGAGAUGCUGUUGAGGAUCAUUGUCCAUCUUAAAUACUGA